UAUUGUGGAUACCUAGACGCUGGCCAGGCAUUGUAGCUUUCCGUCCUGAUGAAAAUAUCUAAGUGUCCAGUGCCCUUGUAUUCUAUCACACAGCAGGGGUAUCGCUGUCAGUACUAGAUCACCAUUGGAACACAGUGGGUAGACAGUCCGGCCUGAGUGUCACUGUCCCCGGGCGUCAGAAAACACAAGGUCCCCCCUCGGUCUGACGGAUCCCCGGCUCGUGGAGCAGCUUUCUCCUUGGAUGACCUACACGCAACCUCUCGCAGGAGCAGGUUCAUUACAGCUGAGCACCUGCUGGUUUGGAAGUGCAGCAGUAUUUAGACACAGUGGGCAACAAGUCCAAGAGAGGCUCUUGCAGGCUCCAGGCCGACUCUGGAGCACCUGACCUGGGGAACAAAAUAAGACACGUUACGAAAACAUUCUCCUUAACGUGGCUGCGUCAGGAGGAGCGGACAGAGGACUGCACAUUGCAGAGUUGACAUUACAUGUGCGCACCUGACAACUAAAAAGACAGGGUUUACACGAACACUGAAGAAUACCUCGGCGUUCACAUGAUGUACACAAUCACCAGAGGUCCCAGCAAACUUGUUACACAGCGGCGGACAGGUCCGACACAACAAAUCGAGAGCAAAUUCAGCGACUUGAAGCUGAAGCCGACGUCUUGGCUCUCAUCAACCUCUCCUCCCCCAAAGAUCGUGUUCAAUCGUCUGAACGGGAAGCGUUACCACGGUGCAGCCACACAGAAGAGCCCCUGCCCUGCAGAGGGAUUCACUCCUGCACAUGAAGAGAACGUCAGAUUUGUGCAUGAAGCAUGGCAGGAGGUGGAGCAGAAGAUAGGAGACGGUGGGGAAUGUACUGAGAGCCAGGGGCCCAUUCAGUACACUGAGAAGACCCCCAGUGUGGCGAUGAAGAACUUUGUGCCCAUAGACCUGGAGGAGUGGUGGGCUCAGCGCUUCCUUGCCAACAUUGCCAAUCUGUCUUGACUGAGUGAGGCUUUGAGGCGGGACAGGAAGCACCACGUCGAUGCUCCCUUAUGAGGACAUCAUAAGAGCGAAGAGGAGGCAAGUGAGUCUCCAGGCUCUGCGGUGCAAAAGGGUUGUGCAUAAUUUGAUUUGAUGCCCUGUGAUUCAAGCUGCUGUAGAGAUAACUGGGUGCACAACACAAACUUCCCCCCCUGCCGCUGAUGCAACAACAGCGAGCUGACUGAACUCUGACAGCGCUGACUCGAGGUUGCGCAGGUGGGAACAAAGUACCUGAUAGAAGUUGUGAGCCAAGUGUUCUCAGCUGUUUGUAAGUCUCGGCUGAUCUUUGGAUAGAAAUCUACUGAAGACCAAAAAAAGUAAAAUGUUUUUACAAAAAAAAGU
Molecule: messenger RNA, 1364 nt
Organism: Eleginops maclovinus (Patagonian blennie)
Lineage: Eukaryota; Metazoa; Chordata; Actinopteri; Perciformes; Eleginopidae
Gene: mcrip2
Product: MAPK regulated corepressor interacting protein 2
Exons: 5
Coding region: 552-983 (143 amino acids)
Source: RefSeq, a predicted model, not a curated record